AUGUUGGAAUACACUGCCGAUGUCGAUGGUCUCGGCGCCCUACGCCUCUUUGACGCCAUCCGCACCGUCAGCCUCGAAAAGCACACGCGGUUCUAUCAGGCUUCGAUCCCAGAACUCUAUGGAAAGGUCGUCGAGACCACGCCAUUCUUCUCUCGCAGCCCGUAUAGUGUUACCAAGCUGUACGCAUACCGGAUCACAGUGAACUACCGCGUGGCAUACGGCAUGUAUGCGUGCAACGGAGUCCUUUUCAACCACGAGAGACCGAGGCGAGGGAAAAUAUUUACGAGAAAGAUGGCCAGGGCUGUUGCAGAUAUCAGUGUCGGUAAGCAGCAAUGCCUGUACCUCAGUAUCAUCGAUGCGCAGAGAAACUGGGGACAUCCCAAGGAGUAUGCUGAUAGCAUGUGA
Molecule: messenger RNA, 405 nt
Organism: Suillus subaureus
Lineage: Eukaryota; Fungi; Basidiomycota; Agaricomycetes; Boletales; Suillaceae
Product: NAD-dependent epimerase/dehydratase
Exons: 2
Coding region: 1-405 (134 amino acids)
Biological process (GO): GDP-mannose metabolic process
Molecular function (GO): GDP-mannose 4,6-dehydratase activity
Source: RefSeq, a predicted model, not a curated record